CCUACACUCAGUAUAAAUAGAAGGAAACCCAGUGCAGAGACUCUCUACAGCUCAUUUUGGGAAAUCAAAAUCAUGAUAGGACCGUCCACUUCCUCCAGUGUUUCUGUUAAUCUAUGGUGUGUUAUUCAGUGCAUACCGUGAAUGGUAUAUAAGUUGCUGAAAUAAUCAACAGGUUGCAGUUUGUGAACUAGUUCUCUGAAGUUCAAUAGCUUCUUGCGGUUGGAUUCUUUAAUAUAUAUCUACCCAUGGUGUGUAACUGUGGGGAUUCAUUGGGCACUGUACUGCACGAACUCCAAUAGAGUAAAGGUCACAGAAAAUUGAGCCCUUUGAACUUGGUGCUGGAGAAUCAGGCCACAAUGAUAUCAGAAGAGAAAAAGUGUCGGGAGUGUGAGGUGAUACGCUUUUCUCGUCCGCCGGGGCACGGGAAUUUAAAACGUUGUCUUAGCUGUUCGGUGUCAGAGGAAAUGGAGGAGAGUCAGCACACACAGCCGUCUCUGCCCUGGUCAGAGAGCUUCAGCGAUGUCACCAAAAACGGUAUAAAUCACCCUCGAAGUGUUGCGCGAAGCAAGUCCGUACAGAAAAUCGUCUACCAGGCUAACAUGAGAAAGAAAAUGAAACUAAAGAGGCUGGUUAACAAAGAUGGGGCGUGCAACGUCAUCCACAACACUAAAGCUAUUUACAAGUUAAGCUUUCUUGCCGACCUUUUCACUACGCUGAUUGAUUUGAGGUGGCGGCUAAUGUUGCUGUUCUUUAGUAUUGCUUAUAUCGGAGGCUGGGCGGCUUUCAGUGGCAUUUGGUACGGUCUAGCUUGGUGGCAUAAUGACCUAGGCUACCUAAGCCGUAACGAUACCAACUUUGAGCCGUGCGUGUACAACGUUGAAAACUAUGUUGGGGCGUUCUUGUUCUCACUGGAGACACAGACCACUAUUGGUUAUGGUUUCCGGUCUGUAACUGAGGAGUGCUGGAUCGGCGUCUCUGUGGUCGUUAUCCAAUCAGUAUUUAGCGCAUUGGUCGAUGCCUUCCUCAUCGGGUGUGUCUUUGCCAAAAUAGCCCGUCCUAAAAAGCGUGCAGCUACCCUCAAGUUUAGCCGCAACGCCGUGAUCGCAGAACGGAACGGUAAAAUGUGUUUCAUGUUCCGCAUCGGUGACAUUCGUUCGUCUCAUCUGUUCGAUGCUAAGAUUAAGGCCCAGUUAAUUCGACCAAUGAUCACGGAGGAAGAUGAGUGUAUCCCGUUAUACAGCCACCCUAUGGACGUCGGAGGACAAAUCGGUGAGGAUCAUGUCCUCCUUGUCUGGCCAAUCAUCAUCUGCCACGUCAUCGACGAGAAAAGCCCACUGUAUAAAUACUCGUACGUUGACCUCUUAGAUAACUCCUUUGAGAUCGUUGUGUAUCUUGAGGGUGUCGUGGAACAGACAGGACUUCUCUGUCAGGCUCGGACAUCCUAUCUUCCUUCAGAGAUCAAGUGGGGACAUCGCUUCAGCAGCCACAUCGUCUCCAUGGCUGAAUCCGAUGACAAUCUAAGCAUUGAUUACUCCCAUUUCAAUGUGACCUAUCCAGUUGCUGAUACCCCUCGCUGUAGCGCCCAGGAACUUGACAUUAAGAAGAAGACGGGACAUUCCUUGAAGUCGACACUGGCAAAUGGCAAGCUUAGGAACCGCAGAAAUUUCUCUGCACCGGAUAUCGCCGCCUUAGACACCAGGAAGUUGAGAUUCUCUGACAAAGUGGAUGAAAAAUAUGCUGAGGAGGACAGUAAGAAAAAAGAUGAACCACCGGAGUAUAACGGCAUUGCAGUUAUUGUAGGGACAGAUACGCCACCUUCCACACCCAUAGGAUCAGGGUUAAAAAAAUGGGCGUCCAAAGAAUCGGACGUCUGAUUUACUUGGUAAAUGUUUUAUUUUAUUCUAUAUACUAUAACCCAAGUACCCAGGGGUGGAUUUCACACAAAUUUAAGACU
Molecule: messenger RNA, 1954 nt
Organism: Asterias rubens (European starfish)
Lineage: Eukaryota; Metazoa; Echinodermata; Asteroidea; Forcipulatida; Asteriidae
Product: G protein-activated inward rectifier potassium channel 3-like
Exons: 2
Coding region: 357-1874 (505 amino acids)
Biological process (GO): potassium ion import across plasma membrane; regulation of monoatomic ion transmembrane transport
Cellular component (GO): plasma membrane
Molecular function (GO): inward rectifier potassium channel activity
Source: RefSeq, a predicted model, not a curated record